CCCCGCCGUCUCCGAGGCCAAUGACUGACCGCGUCACACGGUAGGGCGGAGAGGACGGCCGUGGCUCGCCCAACCCUGAAGCUCGAGAGGUGGUGGAGGAGUGAAUUUUCUGGAAGGCGACUUGAGAGCGAAGGGCGUCUGGGUAGCGUUCCCGCAAGCCGUCAGCGCACGGGCCGGAGAGGGCGCGUCGGCGGCCGGAAGCGAGCUGCGCCGAGGUCGUCGGUCGGUCGGUCUGUCGGUCGGUGAUCACCGCCCCCCACACACCCACACCCACACCUGCGCCGCAGGAUGAACCACAAGAGCAAGAAGCGGAUCCGCGAGGCCAAGCGCAGUGCACGGCCCGAGCUCAAGGACUCGCUGGAUUGGACCAGGCAUAACUACUACGAGAGCUUCCCGCUGAGCCCGGCGGCCGUGGCGGAUAACGUGGAAAGGGCCGAUGCUUUAAAGUUAUCGGUGGAAGAAUUUGUGGAACGCUAUGAAAGACCUUACAAGCCCGUGGUUCUGCUGAAUGCCCAAGAAGGCUGGUCUGCGCAGGAGAAAUGGACUCUGGAGCGCCUAAAAAGGAAAUACCGAAACCAGAAGUUCAAGUGUGGUGAGGAUAAUGAUGGCUACUCGGUGAAGAUGAAGAUGAAAUACUACAUCGAGUACAUGGAGAGCACUCGCGAUGACAGCCCCCUCUACAUCUUUGACAGCAGCUAUGGUGAACACCCCAAAAGGAGAAAACUUCUGGAAGAUUACAAGGUGCCCAAGUUUUUCACAGAUGAUCUUUUCCAGUACGCAGGGGAAAAGCGCAGGCCUCCCUAUAGGUGGUUUGUGAUGGGGCCACCACGGUCUGGAACUGGGAUUCACAUUGACCCUCUGGGAACCAGUGCCUGGAAUGCCUUAGUUCAGGGCCACAAGCGCUGGUGCCUGUUCCCCACAAGCACUCCCCGAGAACUCAUCAAGGUGACCCGAGAAGAAGGAGGGAACCAGCAAGAUGAAGCAAUUACCUGGUUUAAUGUUAUUUAUCCUCGGACACAGCUUCCAACCUGGCCAUCUGAAUUUAAAGCCCUAGAAAUCUUACAAAAACCAGGAGAGACUGUCUUUGUACCAGGAGGCUGGUGGCAUGUUGUCCUCAAUCUCGACACUACCAUUGCCAUCACCCAGAAUUUUGCCAGCAGUACCAACUUCCCUGUGGUUUGGCACAAGACGGUAAGAGGGAGGCCAAAGUUAUCAAGGAAGUGGUACAGGAUCUUGAAGCAGGAGCACCCUGAGCUGGCAGCCCUGGCCGACUCCGUGGACCUCCAGGAGUCCACAGGAAUUGCCUCCGACAGCUCCAGUGACUCCUCCAGCUCCUCCAGCUCCAGCUCGUCAGACUCAGACUCAGAGUGUGAGUCUGGUUCUGAAGGCGAUGGCACAGCACACAGGAGGAAGAAGAGAAGGACAUGCAGUAUGGUGGGCAACGGGGACACCACCUCGCAGGAUGACUGUGUGAGCAAAGAGCGCAGCUCCUCCAGGAUUAGGGACACUUGUGGAGGCCGGUCUCAUCCCUGAGCAAAUAAAGAGAUUCCCGAGGUGGUUCCUGAGUAAGCUGUUGGUGGCCACCCAGCUCAGUGCUCGGACCUCCUGCUCCUGUCCUCUCUUGUCUCCCUUGGCUGUGGAUUUCCUCCUCUGGCCCAAGCUCCUGUCUUCAGUCAGAUGCUGGUCUUACUGCUCGUUCAGACUAGACACAGUCGGCGCCAUGCUGAUGUUAACAUGGUGGUGGGAAAGAAGGCACAAUUACAGUGAUCAAUCCCAAGGCCACGGGUGUUAGUGACCUUUGAGCAUUUUUGUGCCGGUCACCUCGCUGCUGCUGAAUGAGCCAGCUGUACACAAGCAGAGCAGGAGUGGUGAGUGGCUGUGACCUGUGAAGCGAUCGUGGAAGAAGUGUGGGGAGCAGGCGCCGCCUUCCCGAAUGGCACCAUGCCUUGCCUGCUUCAAAGCUGCGUUCUUGGCCAUUGACCCCUCCCUGUACUCUGCACCUUCACCCACUGCUUGGGACUGUCUGAAGAGAGUCAUUGUUCUGUAUAGUUAGAGGCUGUGAAGUCUCAGGGUGCUAUAUUGGGGGACAGCGGGUGACACAUUGGGGUCUUAGGAAAGGUUCCUGGUGUUUCUAUCUCAGAACUUGGGUGAUGAGUAGGCCAGGUUCUGUUAGGUCAGUUUGUACACCCCGUCCAUGAAUAAGGAACACACUCCAAAAGUAAUGUGAUGACCAGUCGACCACAUGCUGUAACCCUCCAAAUGUCACCUUGGCUUGUGUAAUGCGCAGGGGACACCCGGGGGGUGGGACUUGCAAUUUCAAGGUCUAUGGGUUCUUAUGGAUAGAUCAGUGGGAUUUGGAGCUGACCAGCUGGCUCCCUCUUUUGCACUCUAAACUCACCUGCUUGCCUUAAUUUGUCCCUACAUUCAAGAAAAUUUAGAUCAAUAGAGGGGGUCGUUAAGAUCUUAUCCUGGAUCAUUCAUUGUUACUUGGGGCACAUCUGUGGCUGCAUUGGAACUGGAUGACACUGACUCUCAGUACCCCCAAGACAGGUGACCAGGGAACUUCCAGGUCUCUGCCCAACGGCACAUUAUCGCCUGACACAGCGUGGCCUUGGAGCGGGCUGCUCCUUCAUUCUCUUAGUUCAGGUUUCCGUAUCCUGAAGCUCCAACGCCACUCUGUGGCUGGUAGGGACAGGGGGAAGCUCUCCUUUCCUCUCAGGCCGCUUGCGUCUCCCUGCUGCGUGCUGCCCCAGCCCUCCCCCCUGCAACAGCAGCGCCCCUGGGCUGCUGACCUAGUUGUCUUGAGGUGUGGGACAAGUCAGACUCUGAAUGUAAAAUCUCUAUACUCAAAUGACAUUCUGCUCUGUAAAGACUUCUUGCCAUCUUCAGUAACCUUUUAGAAUGUCCCAUUUGUCCUUUCCAACUUCUCAUCCCCAACCUGCAGGGGGGUUUUUUGUUUGUUGUUUUUUUUUUUUAUUUGCAAGCAG
Messenger RNA from Jaculus jaculus (lesser Egyptian jerboa), 2987 nucleotides. RefSeq names its product jumonji domain containing 6, arginine demethylase and lysine hydroxylase (gene Jmjd6). The coding region runs from base 289 to 1533 and encodes 414 amino acids. The transcript is spliced from 7 exons. Gene Ontology annotation, biological process: phagocytosis. The record is from RefSeq and is a predicted model, not a curated record. Gene Ontology annotation, molecular function: histone H4R3 demethylase activity; P-TEFb complex binding. Gene Ontology annotation, cellular component: nucleus; cytoplasm. Lineage: Eukaryota; Metazoa; Chordata; Mammalia; Rodentia; Dipodidae.